CUCACCCAGAGCCAUGUCCCUCGCGACGCUCCAAGUCGUGCCCCUCGACGCCGAGGCCAGCGGCUCUGACGCCCUCCCGCAGCGCCGGAACCGCCGCGCACACCUCGCCCCUGAGCUUCUCCGCGCGCACAAGCUCGCGGCGGGCGACUGGCUUCUCGUCCGUUCGCGUCUCGGCGGCGAGGCAACCCCCAAGCCGCUUGGGUGGAUCGUUGCGCAGAUCUGGCCGCGUGUCGGCCUUGAAGAGGAUUCGAUUGGCCUCUCGCCGUCACAGAUCGCCAACCUCGGAGAAGGCGACGUCGAGGUGUACCGCUUCCCCACGGCGUCGAGCAAGGGCGUGCUCAAGCUGGUUACCGUUAAAGAGGUGGAAUCGAAGAAUAAGGCAUCGGCCGAUGAGAGCGGCGUGAAGCGCGAGGCUGGGUGGCGCCGCGCGGCCGUCAAGGAGGCUUUGAGACUAAACCUGACGCCAGACUCGGUCAAGUACGUUGCUCCUGGUUACAAGGUGACGGUUGGCGACGGCAGCUCUGUCUUCGUCGUCACCGACAUCCAGGUCUCGACCAAGGCGGCGCCGCCCUCAGCCGACGGCGUGGCCAAGGACCUCGGCGCACUGUCGCUCAAGGACUUUGGCCCCGUAUACGAGGUCGAGUGGCGCAGCAAGGUGGCAUUUGAGGAUGAGGCUGGUGAUGACAAGGCGGGUGACAAGGGUGUGACUGCGAGUGGAUUCAAGUCCACCGCCACCACUGCCGCCAUCCCCUCCUACAUCAACAUCUUCGCCCCUUCCGAGUCCGCUUCGUCCUCCUACAACCAGCUCGGUGGCCUCGGCCCCCAGAUCAAGCAGGUCAAGGCACUCCUUGACCUGCCGUUGAACAACCCCGAGUUGUUUAGCCGCUUCGGUCUGACUCCGCCGCGCGGUCUCCUGCUCCACGGACCUCCGGGAACGGGUAAGACGGCGCUCGCUCGGGCCAUCGCCUCGUCGACGCCAGGAUGCUCGUGCAUCGUAGUUAAUGGUCCUGAGCUGUCGUCUGCGUUCCACGGCGAGACGGAAGAGCGUAUUCGCGGCGUGUUUGAGGAAGCGCGCAAGCGCAGCCCGUGCAUCAUCGUGCUCGACGAGGUCGACGCGCUCGUGCCCCGCCGUGACGGCGGUGAAGGUGGCGAGGUCGAGCGCCGUGUCGUCGCCAUGCUCCUCACCCUCAUGGACGGCAUGGGCUCAUCGAGUGCCAACGAGCGCGUCAUCGUCAUCGCGGCCACCAAUCGGCCCAACAGUAUCGACCCGGCGCUGCGCCGUCCCGGACGCUUCGAUCGCGAGAUUGAGAUUGGUAUCCCUGACGCUGUGGGUCGGCGCCACAUCCUCGACAUCAUGCUCGCCAAGAUGCCGCACUCUCUCACUCCCGAGGAAGUCGACGCAAUCGCGGCCAGGACGCACGGCUAUGUCGGCGCCGAUCUUGGCUCGCUGGUGCGCGAGUCGGCAUCGGCCGCCAUUCAACGCUGGUACGAUAACCCUGCAGGCGCCGACGCUCCGCUUCUCACCUACGCCGACGUGCUCCACACUUUGCCGACUAUCCGGCCUUCGGCCAUGCGCGAGGUGUUUGUGGAGACACCCGCGGUCCGCUGGACCGACAUUGCCGGCCAGAACGAGGUCAAGCAAAAGCUGCGUGAGUGCGUCGAGUGGCCCCUCACGCACCGGGACACGUUCGACCGCCUCGGCGUGGAAGCGCCACGCGGUGUGCUCCUCUACGGCCCGCCAGGUUGUUCCAAGACCCUCACUGCCAAGGCCCUCGCCACGGAGAGCGGUAUCAACUUUAUCGCUGUCAAGGGCCCGGAGCUGCUCAACAAGUACGUCGGCGAGUCGGAGCGCGCUGUGCGUGAGAUCUUCCGCAAGGCGCGCGCUGCCUCGCCGUCCAUCGUCUUCUUUGACGAGAUUGACGCACUCGGCUCGGCCCGGGACGGCGGAGAAGGAGGCCACGGGGGCGUGCUCACGUCGCUCCUCAACGAGAUGGACGGCAUCGAGCAGCUGUCGGGUGUGACCGUCGUGGCCGCCACCAACCGGCCCGACGUGCUCGACGCGGCGCUGACUCGUCCCGGCCGCCUCGACCGGAUCCUGUACGUAGGUGCGCCGGACCGCGAGACACGCAAGGAGAUUUUCCGUAUACGCUUUGCCUCGAUGGCCGUCGAGCCGGGCGUCGAUGUCGACGAGCUCGGCCGCAUCACCGAGGGUUGCUCGGGUGCCGAGGUCGCUUCCAUCUGCCAGGACGCGGCGCUGGCGACCAUGAACGAGAACCUCGAGGCGCCGUACGUGACCCGCGAGCACCUCCUCCACUCGGCGCGUACCGUCCGCCGGCGCAUCACGCCAGACAUGAUCCGGUUCUUUGAGCGCUGGCGCGACCAGUCGGGCAUCCGGAUAUCCCUUCUCCAUGACAUGCACCUCGAAGCCCAGCGUGUCGCGGUACAGGCUGAUGGCGGCGCGGUUCGACUUGCGGACGUGCAGCGUGAUGAACGCGGCGUUGUAGUGCGCCACCAUGGCGUCCUGCGCCUGGCGCAUGAGCUUGUUGGCGAGACCGAGGCGGCGGUAUGGCCGCAGGACAGAGAUGGACGUGACGUGGCCCGAGGGCUCGUCGGAGGGCUCUUCCUCCCUGCGGCGGCGUCAGCUCGUUCUUCUAGUACCCAUGCCCACGCACAUCUUGGCAAGGAUGUACCCCACGAUCCGGCCGCUCGGGUCGACAGCGACAUACGACAGCUCGGGCCAAGUGAGCGCGUGGUAGAGGUCUGGCUUACAACAGCACUCACAGUACUUGAAGGUGUAGUUCUCCGGCAGGUUGAGCAGGUUGGCAUUCUGCAUGCCGAGGAGGUCCUCGAUCUGGCGUCAGCUCACUCUCGUGCGAAUAAGCUCACCGUCGCUUGUCUAAUGUCCAUUGUGGGCUUUUGUUGUUGUGGUGGAUACUUGGAAGCAACUCGACCAACAUUACUCGCUCGACCAACUUCGACACUCGGUUCAACAUCUCGGCGUGAUAAGUCGUUACACGUGUCAUUUGCCGCAUGA
Molecule: messenger RNA, 3034 nt
Organism: Vanrija pseudolonga
Lineage: Eukaryota; Fungi; Basidiomycota; Tremellomycetes; Trichosporonales; Trichosporonaceae
Product: AAA family ATPase AFG2
Exons: 6
Coding region: 14-3034 (1006 amino acids)
Cellular component (GO): cytoplasm
Molecular function (GO): ATP binding; ATP hydrolysis activity
Source: RefSeq, a predicted model, not a curated record